Astyanax mexicanus (Mexican tetra) is the source of this 2973-nucleotide messenger RNA. RefSeq names its product XK-related protein 8. Gene Ontology annotation, biological process: phosphatidylserine exposure on apoptotic cell surface; apoptotic process involved in development; engulfment of apoptotic cell. Gene Ontology annotation, cellular component: plasma membrane. NCBI's taxonomy places the organism in Eukaryota, Metazoa, Chordata, Actinopteri, Characiformes, Acestrorhamphidae. The record is from RefSeq and is a predicted model, not a curated record. Bases 103 to 1275 code for a protein of 390 amino acids. The transcript has 3 exons.
UUCGGUUUGUGCUCGGAGUAUAUAGUCUGUCUCAGACGCCUGUAGAAACAGUUAUUUACAGAUUGGGACGAGCCGAUACUGUGUGUUUUUUUAGAUUUUAUCAUGGAAGAAGGCAUUCCUUUCCAUUUAACUGUAAAAGCUAGUUUGUUUUCACUACUUGGUUCAUUUUUUUUCUGUCUGGAUGUGGCUUUGGACGUGUGGACAAUUGUGUCGCUGUAUAAGGAGCAGGAGUAUGUCUACAUGGGAUUGCUAAUAGCUCUGCUGCUGCUCUCCUCAAUCCUAGUCCAGGUCUUCAGCUGGAUCUGGUACAAAGAGAAGAACAUAGGAACCAGCACAGACAAAUUUGCAGAAAAAUACAAUUUGAUAGGACCGCUGCACUUCUUGCAGUUGGGAGUGUUUCUCAGGUGUGCCAGUUUGGUGGAACUCUCCAUCCGCAAAGUUUUAAAAUUUGAUAUUUUCCAAGAAGCAGUAGCUGUGCAUCUGAAGCAUGACCUCAGUAUGCUGCGUCUGUUUGAGACGUUCUCUGAAAGCAUCCCGCAGAUCGUUCUCAUGAUCACCAUCAUCAUGCAGGAGCAGGAGCUGCAGCUUUUUACAGGUUUCAAAGUUGCUGUUUCAUUCCUUAUGCUUGCCCUUACUGUGAUGUCGUACCAUCGACACAUGCGUGAGUUUGUUCCUGAGGACAAGAAAAUGAACUGGCUCUCGUCUGGGGCUUUCUUCCUGUGGAACCUGUUCCUGAUUACCCCGCGGGUGGUUGCUGUGGCCCUCUUUGCCUCCGUCCUGCCUUGCUUCAUCGCCGUUCACUUCCUGUGUCUGUGGUUGCUGCUGGUUCUUUGUGUCUGGAGACAGAAGACGGACUUCAUGGAAAAUGCUGCAGGUGAAUGGCUCUACCGGGCCACUGUAGGACUUAUCUGGUACUUCAGCUGGUUUAAUGUAUCAGGCAAGAACACCAGAAUCAAGAGGAUCCUUUACCAUGUGUUAAUGGGGGCCGACACGGCUCUUCUAUUGGUGUUGUGGUUUUGGAGAACAUCCGUGGAAUCAGCUUGUAGGAAUCCUCUACCCAUUAAUCCCUACGUACUGCUCGUGGCACUGCCUGUGCUUUACAUUAUCGGCCUCCUGCUGAACCUGCUUUACUACUGGAAAUUCCAUCCCAAGAGAGAAAAAACGCCACGGUUAAUGUUAGCUGCUGUGGGGCUGCUGGACACAGAUUCGGCUGCAGAAACUCCACAGACUGGUGUCCAUAAGAGGAUGAAAAACAUGGAUAAUAAUUUUUGGUAAUAUUUUUAUGGUUUUCUAGACCCAAAUAAAACAAGUCUUGAUAGGAUUUUUAUUGUUAAAUCAGCCCAAUUGUUACACAGCCUAAUGCAUAUAUGACUAUAUGCAGGCUAGACUCUUAUCAGUUUCUCCUUUUUUUACAAACUACAUGCAAGUUCUGGAUGCAAUGGGUUCCUUAUAGUAGUAUUUUAUUUGUGAGGUGUUGAUGUUUUUUUUUAUCACUUUAUGUAUUUAUUAGAUGUUUGUGUCAUACUUGCUCAUUUUAUGCUGCUUAUCUAUAUUUAAAUUAGCGAUAUGCCACUAUGAGACCUGAGAGAGUGGAUCAUACAGUAUUUUUUUUUUUUUUAAACGUAGAGUAUAUUACAGUAACUGAUAGGUGGAAACAAUAAAAAAAAGUUCAUUUAUUAUCUUUAUUGUAAUUUCACAAAUGUUUCAUAUCACUAUUCAUACAGUAGGCUGCCCUAGCUACAGUGGAUUUAGCUGUUAGCUACAGUAAUAUUUCAGGAGAUGGGGAUUGAUAGUAUGCUUUGAUUCAUACUAUACUAUCAAUUGUCAAACCCAUCCCUGCACCCUUGCAAAUAAGUACUGGUAUGUCUGUGUGCUUUUACAGUGCAGGUGUUGCAUUUCCUUGUCAGGAUUUUCUAUAAUUUGUAACUUAUUUACAUAUAGCCAUUGCUUAUCCACCAGUCCUAGCUUAGCCUUUCUUUGUUUUUAGCUGUUAGCUGUGGCUCCUUCCUAGCCUCAGUUUAAGCUUUUAGCUUUUGCUGUUUUACAUUUGAAAUAUUCUUUAGUCUUGAUUUUUGUUGAAUUCUUUUUGAAGAGGUUUACCUCGUCAGACAUUGUCUCAAAUACUACACUAGUGUAGCAUUCUUAGCAGUAUUUAUUUCAUAAGUGUGUAUUUUGUAUAGCUGUAAAAGCCACAUUUAUAAUUUUGUAUUUUGUGCUGUUUACAGGUUUAAUUACUUGCUACACAAUAAUCAUAAUUUAUUAUUACAGGGAACAUUUCAGGUUAAAAUAAAAUAAAAUAAAUUUAUAAUGAACCUCGCCUCACCUCAAUACACACCUUCUCAGGUAUUGGUUUCAAACAUCAUUCAGUUCUGAAGAUCAGUAUGAUGCUCAUUAAUCUGCACAUUUAAAUAUUUAUAAAAUAUCAUUACAAGUUCCUAGUUUAAAUGUUUUACUCUUAUACUACUAUUGAUACUGUGGUGUGAAAUGUUUUUUUCCUCUGGAGGAAAAUGGAAAGUGCAAUAACAUCAGCAGGACCUGCAAAUGUGCACUCAAAGGAUUACAUGAAGAGUUCACAGAUAAAGAGCUUAAAUGUACAUUUUCUACAGGAGAACAUCUCAGUGGACAUAUGCAUUUAUCUUAUUAAUGUGUUUUUAAUUAUGUUCAUUUGUAUUUUGUAUUUAGUUAAAUAAGCUAUGAACCCAUUUAAACAUACUUUAUGUAUUAAAAAAAAAGUUUGACUAUUGAUAUUCAUCAUUUCUAUUUUUAUUAAGGAAAGGGUUUCUCACAUUUUCUUUGAAUUUCAUUGCAGUUACAGGUCAUCAAAAAAUCGUAUUCUUUUGUUUAUUCUGUUGUUAAAAAUCACUGCAUAAAAUCGGUUGAUCGCAGUUUUGUGGUAUAUCACCAUAUUAUUAUUAAAAUUAAUAAAAUAAAAUGAACUUAUUAACACAAAUGUGAUCACAUUUUGUGAGUUCA